AUGGCCAAAAGAAGUACAUAUCAAAGUCACAACGUAUGGAGAGCUAAACAGGGACGUAUACCAACAUUGGUGGCCAUCUCCAACAGGGGUAUAACAGUAAACUCAAUAAUUUGUUCUCAAUGCGGCAAAAAGGAGGAAACAGCGGAUCAUGUAUUGGUUGAAUGCACAUUUGCUAAAUCUGUGAGCAAAUGGAUCUUAAUAUGGUGUCAGGCACCCUUUACAAACCUUACGACAAGACAUGAUGUUAUAGAUUAUGCGUUAAAUUGGGGCAAUUGCCCGAAAAAAAAAAGCGAAGAAUAUUGGGGAUUUGUUAUGGAUACUUGUGGAGUAUUUGGAAGACAAGAAAUGACAGAUUAUUCAACAACAAGAGGAUGCAACCAACAAAAGUGGCGGAUAUAA
This is a messenger RNA of Lactuca saligna, 399 nucleotides long. NCBI's taxonomy places the organism in Eukaryota, Viridiplantae, Streptophyta, Magnoliopsida, Asterales, Asteraceae. The record is from the annotation of a GenBank genome assembly.